AUGCACCGCCCAGUUAGCUUCGAGGUAAUUAUAACAAUUGUUAGUGGUCAACACAUUAUUUCCGUAACCGAAUUUCAAACGCAAACCUGCACUGGUGCCGGGUUUAUUUGUAUGUCAUGUCGAACGGCAGCACAAUGUCUGUUUCUAGACGGUGAAUGGCGCCCCCAGCCUUUCGAAGAAUGCAACGAAGAUGAAGGGUUUCACUGCAAUGUACUUGAAAGAGGUUGUUCUCAAAAUGUUGGAUCUUGCAAUCCAGCGGGGCAAGAAGGAAAUUUCGUAUGUAGCACUGAGGGUUUAUUUCCUGAUCCAUUCGAUUGUCAACGGUAUCAUCUAUGCUAUCGAAAUCAACAAAAUAUGGUAGCUAUCAACAUGGCAUGUGACUCAACGGCUUUUUCCGCCGCAACAGGAGAUUGUUCGUUACCUCGAAAUGCUAGUAUUUGCACUACUUUACAAUGGAACUGUUCACGAGCUGGAGAAAUGAAUAGCUGGCCUGAGAAUAAUAAUAUCUACUACCUUUGUAUAGCUGAUAGUAGGAGUGGCGUUCUUUAUCCCCAGCUGUACCGAUGCAGUGGUAACCAAAUAUUCAAUGACGGACAAUGUGUAGAAAGACAAGCUGUUCCCUUGCCUCCAGAUGGAGAUAACUCGUAUCGCUGUGAAGCCGCCGGACUGUAUCCAGAUCCUGCUAACUGCCACUUUUAUUUCUUCUGUGAUAAUAAUCUGAAUUCGCAACAUUUGCAAUGUCCAGAAGGAACCAUAUUUCAAGCGAGUACCAAAUCUUGUGUUAUAGGAACGUGUUGA
Molecule: messenger RNA, 798 nt
Organism: Sabethes cyaneus
Lineage: Eukaryota; Metazoa; Arthropoda; Insecta; Diptera; Culicidae
Exons: 2
Coding region: 1-798 (265 amino acids)
Cellular component (GO): extracellular region
Molecular function (GO): chitin binding
Source: RefSeq, a predicted model, not a curated record